AUGGCUGCGGAAGAAUUGGUUGAGCUCAAAUUCAGGCUUGAUGAUGGCAGUGAUAUUGGACCAAUCAAAUACAGUUCCAGUACAACCGUGGGAUUUCUCAAAGAAAGGAUAAUUUCACAAUGGCCCAAAGACAAAGAAAAUGGGCCAAAAUCCAUAAAUGAUUUAAAGCUUAUUAACGCGGGAAUGAUUCUGGAAAAUAACAGAACACUUAGGGAAUCACGAUUGCCACUCACUGAAGUUCCUGGAGGCGUCAUCACUAUGCAUGUUGUUGUGCGUCCUCCUCUUCCUUACAAAAAUACUGAUAAACUAAAGGAUGAUGCCAUGAUGAAAAGUGGAUGUUCGUGCUCUAUCUUAUUCAAAGUAGAGACGCCAAGUUUACCUGUUCAUAGAUUCAGUGCUUUGACAUUGUUGAUGCCCAAGAACUCAAUAGAAAAAGGAGCAAAAUCAAAGUGUAUUGGUUUGAGAUUGGGUUGUAAAAUUUCUCGAGGAUUUCUUGAGAAUAGAUGA
This is a messenger RNA of Fraxinus pennsylvanica, 507 nucleotides long. NCBI's taxonomy places the organism in Eukaryota, Viridiplantae, Streptophyta, Magnoliopsida, Lamiales, Oleaceae. The record is from the annotation of a GenBank genome assembly.